UCCCGGAGGUGGAAGGAAGAGGCUUCACCUCUUUUGACGCGGUGAAGAGCGGCCGGAGAGGGAUAAAAAAGAGAAGUGACUAGAGCCCGUCAUCGCUUUUAUCCUCCCAGCCUCUCCUGAGUCCGGUCGGCCUCACCCUUCCUCUCCACCCAAAUCCAACCUGUGGUCUCCUUCCCACCCCGCCCUCAUUCCCUCGCUCGCUCACCCCUCCCCUCGGGAAUCCUUUUCCCGCCCCCUCGCCCCCCGCGGAGUGCGCACGCGCCCGCCCCCAGCUUCGCGCCCAGAACGCCGCCUAGCCUGCUCGCGCAGCCUCCGUCUCGUCUGCCCACCGACGAAGCAUGGGCGUCCAGGGCUUCCAAGAGUUCCUGGAGAAGCGCUGUCCCGGGGCCGUGGUCCCCGUGGACCUCCUCAAACUCGCGCGCACGGUCUCGCGCCAGCAGCAGCAGCACCAGCAUCGCCAGCUGCCGCCUACGGCAGCCCUAGCGCCCGGGGCUCCACGCGCCGCCAGGGGCUCCGCGCCUCUGCAACCACCGCUCCCGCCCGCUGCCUUGGGUUCCUACUCCGGGGGCGCGGGGCCGACGCGGCACCAUCACCCCGCUCACCACUUCCACCACCACGGCCAGGCGCACCCCGGGCUGCACCCGCCGCCGCCGCCGCCACCGCCGCCCCCUCCGCUGCCCGGGGCCCGGGUGCUGGUGGACGCGGGCUCGGCGCUCCCGCGGCUUUAUGGCGGCUACCAGACGGAUUGGGUGUGUGGCGGCCAAUGGAACGCCAUGCUGGGCUACUUGUCAGCGCUAUGUCAGGCUUGUGCCUAUCCCGGCGGCGACGGCCUGGAGCUGGUGGUCAUGUUCCCCGGGGGCCUGGGCAAGGACCGGCUGGCCGAGUGGGGCCGUCGGUGCCAGGCUGAGCGGCAGACAGCGCAACUGAUCGUGGGACACGUGGGCAACAAGGGCACCCCUCCUCCACGGGCCUGGUUCCUGCCACCGGCCUGCCUGAGCCACUGCGUGAGGCUAGCACUCAUCCGCUUCCGGGUCAAGAUCCUGUCACCUCUACCUCAGAAAUGUCUCCUGAGUCCAGCCACUUCCGCCCCCAUUGCCAUAGUUCAGGCUGCCAUCGUUUCUUAUCUAAACUGUGAAAAUAGCCUCAACUUGUUCGUUUACCACUCUCUGGACAUCUGGAUCUGGAGAUCUGGGCAUCAUCUGGUCCAUCUUCCACACUGCUGUCAGAGACGCCAUCCUGAAAACCAAAGCUGACUUUGUUGUGUGCCUGAGGAUAUCCACUGGCUACUUUUUGCCUACCUUACCAAGUCCGGACUUCUCAGCAUGGCCGACAGUGCCUUUCACAGUCUGAUACCAGACUCUCUCCAGACUUACUUGGUGCUUACCUUUGCCCACACCUGUUCCAACCACUGGAAUGUCCCAACUAUUCUGAACUUUUUUGGUUUCCUAGGCAUACCAUGUCCUCUCACAUGGUGCUUUUCUUAUGUAAUGCUCACCCUCACAUAGCAAAUUGAUAUUUAUUCUUGCUCAACAGUUAUCACUAUGAAAUCUUUCCCAGCCAAGAUGAAUGAUGCCUUUCCUUGUGCUACCAGAGUGUUCUUUUUUUAACCUCUCUCAUAUUUUUUCUCCUGUAGUAUUUUCAUAUUACAUUAUAAUUUUCUUUUCCCCCCCAUGUUAUGUGUUAUAUCCCCAGAACUUAUAACUGGAAGUUUGUAUAUAAUUAUCUGUCAUUUGAGUUCCAAGAGGGCAGAGAUUUGCUCUAGGGCUUGACACGUUAUAUACAAUAAUGGUUGUUGAAAGAGAGAUUUGUUGAUUGACUGGCUGACUGUAGAAGACUUUGAAAGUCAGAUAGGGAAGAAUGUAGAACCAGUGUUUCAUAAUGUUAUAUGUUAAUUCCAUGUAAAUUAACUCAAUUCCAAAUGGAAUUGCCAAACUGUUAAAUAAAAGUAAGUUUUGUAGCUGCUUAGCAAUGCAUUUAUAGAAUAAAUUCCCCUUGGUGAUAGUAAUAAUGGCUACCACAUGGGCUGGGUACCUCACAUAGAUUCAUUUUGUCAUUUAAUCAUCACAACCACCUGUCAGGAUAUGUAUUAAUCUCCAUUUUCUAAUAGCUAAAGUAAAAACAGGCUUAGCAUACUCACUGGUCCAAGGUUACACUUCUGGAACGUGGUUGAGCCAAGAUAUGAACCUAAAUAUAUUUGACAUUAAAAUCCUUCAUCUUUAAUGUAUCUCAAAACAGUAUAGUUGCAUUUUAGUAACUUUUUCCAGAACAUUUUUCUUAUAUUUCAUUUGUGUAGCGUAAUGGUUAAGAGAACAGACCUUGGAGCCACAUUGCCUGGGUUUAAAUUCUUGUUCUUUUACUGACUAGUUAUAUAAAACAUGGGCAAAUUAACCUGUUUGUGCCUCAGUUUCCUCAUUUCGAAGAGGUAGAUAGUAAUAAGACUUACAUCGCAGACUUCAUUGUGAGUGUUAAAUGAUUUGACAUAAGUAAGAUGCUUAGAAUAUUAUAUGGCACAUGGUAAAUGCCAUGUAAAUGGUAGCUGCAAUUACUUUGACCAGAAUAUCUUGUGUGCCAAGAAGGUUGGACAUUGAUCAUUUCACUCUCAUGCUUUAAGCUUGGCAUGGCAUGGCAUGGCAUACAGGAUACUUCAUGAUCUGCCUACCAUUCUCUGGCCUCAUUUCACCCCAUUUUUCUUAACAGGGCAAUGAGUGCUUUUCAGUCUAAUUAACAUUUUUUGAGCACGUACUCUGUGCCAAACACUGUGCUAUGAACAGUGGAAUUCAUUCAUUCAGCAGAUGCUUAUUGGGCUCUUACUGUUUGCCAGGCACAGUUCAAUAUUGAGAAGAUAAAGCAGUGACCAAAAGAGAUUUCUGACCUCAAGAAGUUUAUAUUCUAGUGGGAAGGACAGACAAUAAACAAGAUUAAAAAGACUAUAUAGUAUUUUAGGUGGUAUAGUAAGUGCUGUGGAGAAAGAUGAAGUAGGAAAGUGAGAUAAGGGAGUGUUGAGGUCAGAGGGGUACCCUAACCCUCCAGGAGCUCAUAGUCUAGUAAGGGAGACAAGUAAGAAAAUACUAACAGUACAAGCCCUGAGGAUCUUUUCUCUGACCCUUGUCAUAGGCCCAAAGACAUAUUGGAAGUGGCAGAACCACAAUUUGCAUAUCAGACACCAAAACUUUUCAUCCAUACCACAAAGGAAAUUACAAGGGUUAUGGCAAGGAUGGCAAACUGGCAGCCCAUAGCCCCACACAUUUUUUUAAAAACUUCAUUGAUUUUCACUGAUAAACAGUGUUCAUCAGAAUCGAAAGUCAAAUAGUGGGUUUGGAUUGAAUAUUAGGCAUCAUGUAGCUGAAUGAUUUUUAUUUCCCUCUUAUCAUUUAACUUGCAUUUUAUAAAUGUAUUUCUUUUUUUUAAACAAAUAGGAACUUGUUGCCAAUAUUUUAAAAAUUAUGAAAUAUUACCAAGAAUUCUGACUUGCCAACCACUCUUGAAAUAUCAGAUCCUCUGGCAACACUGGUUGCCCCAUUUUGCUAAACCACAAGGUCUUCAUUUAUUGGAGUCUCUACUACUCCAUGGUGUCUCAAUGAUACAGUGACCAGGUGCCACUUGCCUUUCAUAAUAACCAUCUUCUGCAUGGCUCCCAAUGAUUCCUGCCUCCUGCUAUUCACACUCUUGUUUAAUCCACCCCCACCCCCUGUGUGUGGGCUGGACUUAGUAAUUAGCUUUUAAUGAAUACGCUAAAGCAAAAGUUAUAAGAUGUCACUUCCAAGAUUAGGUUAUAAAAAACUGGGACUUCCAUCUUGUUUGCACUCUCUCUUGCUCUCUCUGGCUCUUCUUGCUUGAUCAUUCUGAUGAAGCAAGCUGCCAUAUUGUGAGCUGCCCAAUGGAGAGGCCCACAUAAGAAGGGACUGAGGGCAGCCUCCAACCAACAGCCAGUGAGGAACUGAAGCCCUCAGUCCAACACAACCCACAAAGAACUGAAUUCUGCCAACAGCCAUGUGAGUGAGCUUGGAAGCGGAUCCUUCCCCAGUCGAGCCUUGAGAUGACUGCAGCCCUGGCUGACACCUUGAUUGCAGCCUGUGAAAGACCUUGAGCCAGAGGACCCAGUUAAGCCACACCCACAGAUACUAUGAGAAAAUAAAUGUGUUUUUAAAGCUACUUAAGUUUUGGGGGUAAUUUGUUACACAGAAAUCAAUAACUGAAACACCAUUGAUUGUUGUGCCUGUACUUUUUCAUAGUAGUUUUGAAGAACAUGAAAUAUUUCUCAUACCCACGUAAAGUGAAAAAAAAAUGAUCUAUACAAGAAGAUCAUAUAUUUAAAGGAAAAUCAGAGAGAGCCUAUUUCCUAGUGGAAGUGAUGAGUAUUCCUUUAUAUCAAAAUAAAAUAUAUUUGUUGAAAGACUACAAUUUAAGAGAACAUUUAAAAAUAAACCGUUGUAAGAAAUAUGACCAGUAUACAAGAAUGGUGAGUGCUGAAAUAAAAAGAACUUGUAAAAGGGCUUGGAAUUUCAAUAGGUUGUGUUUUCGAAUACA
Molecule: messenger RNA, 4527 nt
Organism: Vicugna pacos (alpaca)
Lineage: Eukaryota; Metazoa; Chordata; Mammalia; Artiodactyla; Camelidae
Gene: FAM120C
Product: family with sequence similarity 120 member C
Cellular component (GO): nucleus
Source: RefSeq, a predicted model, not a curated record